Vigna unguiculata (cowpea) is the source of this 4432-nucleotide messenger RNA. Its product is annotated as subtilisin-like protease 4. The record is from RefSeq and is a predicted model, not a curated record. NCBI's taxonomy places the organism in Eukaryota, Viridiplantae, Streptophyta, Magnoliopsida, Fabales, Fabaceae. Gene Ontology annotation, molecular function: serine-type endopeptidase activity. Gene Ontology annotation, biological process: proteolysis.
UAGUGUGUUUAAAGUACACCCAACCAAAUAUCAGAGCCUUUGCCAUUUAUUCUUCUCCCUUCAGCAGAUAGCUUACACAGUUCUGCGCAGCAUGGAUUCCUUCUUUUUCGUUGCUCUAACCUUUGUGUUGAGCUUCCAUAUUCAUUUUGCUCAAGCAAAUGAACAACCUUCAACCGCCAGCACUUCAAAAACAUAUAUUAUCCAUGUGAAGGGGCCAAAGGGUACGACACUUACUCAAUCAGAAGAUGUAGAAAGCUGGCAUAAUUCAUUCAUGCCACCAACUACUAUGAGCUCAGAGGAUCAACCACGAAUGAUUUAUUCAUACCGGAACGUGAUCAGUGGCUUUGCUGCAACACUCACUGAAGAAGAGCUGAGAGAAGUGGAAAAAAAAGAUGGCUUUAUCUCUGCUCACCCCGAAAGGAUGCUGCGUCGUCAAACUACGCAUACCCCACAAUUUUUGGGGUUGCAGCAACAAACGGGAGUGUGGAAAGAAUCAAACUUUGGAAAGGGAGUAAUUGUUGGGGUGCUGGAUUCUGGAAUCACGCUUAACCAUCCUUCAUUCAGUGAUGCAGGAAUGCCACCACCACCACCCAAAUGGAAAGGGAGAUGCGAGCUUUAUGGGACAGCUUGUAACAACAAACUAAUUGGAGCAAGGUCUUUCAACCUCGCUGCAGAGGCAACGAAAGAAGCAGAGACACCGAUUGAUGAAGAUGGACAUGGGACUCACACGGCGAGCACAGCAGCUGGUGCUUUUGUUGAUAAUGCAGAAGUACUAGGAAAUGCCGAAGGUACAGCAGCAGGGAUUGCCCCUCAUGCUCACCUGGCAAUAUACAAAGUAUGUUUUGGAGAAGACUGCCCAGAGAGUAGUGUAUUGGCUGCAUUGGAUGCAGCUGUGGAAGAUGGCGUGGAUGUAUUAUCAAUAUCCCUUGGCCUAAACGAGCCACCAACCUUUUUCAAUGAUAGCACCGCAAUAGGCACGUUUGCAGCAAUGCAGAAGGGAAUCUUUGUAAGUUGUGCAGCAGGGAACUCUGGUCCCGUUCAUGGCUCCUUAGUUAAUGGAGCCCCUUGGAUCCUCACAGUUGGAGCAAGCAAUAUUGACAGAAGCUUAGUAGCAAGAGUCAAGCUAGGAAAUGGGCAAGAAUUUGAUGGGGAAUCUGUUUUCCAGCCUUCUGACUUUUCUCCAACACCUCUAUUCCUAACAUAUGCGGGAAAGAAUGGCAAACAACAAGCUGCAUUUUGUGCUAAUGGAUCCUUGAAUGAUGCUGAUUUUAGAGGCAAGGUUGUUUUGUGUGAGAGAGGAGGGGGGAUAGGAAGAAUUGCCAAAGGAGAGGAAGUUAAAAGAGCAGGUGGUGCAGCCAUGAUUCUCAUGAAUGAUGAAACAGAUGGUUUCAGUCUCCCAGCUGAUGUGCACGCUCUACCUGCAACACAUGUAAGCUAUGAUGCUGGAGUUAAGAUUAAAGGGUAUAUAAAUUCCACUGCAACACCUACAGCUACCAUUUUAUUCAAGGGAACUGUAAUAGGAAACUCCCUAUCUCCGGCCGUUUCAUCCUUUUCCUCAAGAGGUCCCAACUUGCCCAGUUCUGGUAUUUUGAAACCAGACAUCAUAGGACCAGGCGUCAACAUCCUAGCUGCCUGGCCAUUCCCCCUUAACAACAGUACUGAUUCAAAACCCACUUUCAACAUCAUGUCCGGCACAUCAAUGUCAUGCCCACAUCUCAGUGGCGUAGCCGCUUUGCUCAAAAGCUCUCAUCCUCACUGGUCACCAGCUGCCAUAAAAUCUGCCAUAAUGACUUCUGCAGAUAUACUCAACUUUGAACACGAACUCAUUGUUGAUGAAACAUUUCACACAGCAGAUGUCUUUGCCGCAGGUUCUGGCCACGUGAAUCCAUCAAGAGCAAAUGAACCUGGGUUAGUUUAUGAUAUCACGCCUGAUGAUUAUAUACCUUACCUAUGUGGUUUAGGCUACGGCGAUACAGAGGUUGGGAUCAUUGCACACAGAACAGUUAAGUGCUCUGAGACUUCAAGCAUUCCUGAAGGACAGCUCAACUAUCCUUCGUUUUCUGUUUCGCUUGGUUCCCCAAAAACAUUCACAAGGACUGUGACAAAUGUGGGUGAGGCCAACUCAUCCUAUGAGGUCACUGUUAAGCCCCCAGAAAGGGUUAAUGUGAAGGUCCAGCCAAAUAAACUUUACUUUUCAGAAGCAAACCAGAAACAGACAUAUUCAGUGUCAUUCAGCCGUAUAGAUUCGGGUAAUGAAACUGUUCAAUAUGCUGAAGGGUUUUUAAAAUGGGUGUCUUACAAUCACACUGUAAGGAGCCCUAUCUUGGUCAACUUUGUAUAAGACAACAACGUUAGCAGGCACCAACAGUACUACAAUGGAACCAGUGUAAUGUUCCAACAAUAAGCUUCAACUUGUAUUAAGUGGCAAACCUAAAUCAUACGACAGUCCUUUUUUUUUCUAGUUUUGUUCCAUGUAUGCAUUGUGAAAUUUAAAACUGAAUCACCAAAAGAUUUUCAAAUCUUCCCUUCAUGUUCAGUCACUAGUGUGCAAAAAUGAAAUAGAAAAGUAACAUCUCUUUUUAUGUAAAAUUCGUCAGCCAACCAAACAAUGAACAACUUUUUUUUUUUGUUUAGGAAUCAAUAACUAACAUGGAGAGCAUGGUGUAAAAUAACCAUGCUUAAUAGAAAAUCCGGACAGGUGCCCGAUUUUUCUUUCAACUGAAACUUCGGAAACGAACUAAUUGAUCAAUUUGUGUAAACCAUUAAUUAUAAAGAUGUUUAUAAUCUCAUGUUAGGUACUAACUACUUACACAUAGUUUUUCUUUGAAAUUCCAAUCAGUAUCUGAGUUAGUAUUAUGGACUUCUGAAUUAAAAGAAAAUCAGUACAAGAAAAGAUAAAGGGCACAACCCUCCCCCAAUCAGAGUAAAGUACUCUAGACUCCAAUUACCAAGACAUUCUCCACAUGACCCUACAUUAUUCUCUCCCGUCCUAUAUAUGACAGAAUCAGUUAUCCUUUCUCUGUUCACAACUAACUCUGCUUCCUUCCCCAUUUCAUGCCUGUGUUACUUUAAGGUUGACCCUGGAUGUUGGGCCUACGGGGUAUAGACCUUAAGAGGCCACUCCAUUGUGUCCAGUUUACUAACAGAUUUCAAGCACAGAUUGAUCAACUCCAUCAACACUUUAGCAAUUGGCCACUAUACAAAAGAUUAUACAGAUACGUGAUUUAUAUUCUGUACUAUACACAUAAAUGCUUUAAAAAAGAAAACCAAAAAUUAAAGAUAUAUUCAUGAUUAACAAACAAAAUUCAAAGUCAAACACAGAUUCACCAUCAAUUUAAGACAUGAUUACCAAUGAGAGCAUCGGAGGUCUUGAACAAAAAUAGCAAGAUGACGAAAUUUUCAGAAAAAACAGAGCGGCAGCAAAACUAUUAUUGAAAUGUGGAACUAUGAAUUGUAAGAACUCGCUACUUAACCUUAACCUUGCAAAAAUGUUUCGAACAAGUUAUGCAUUAGUGGCAGCUAAUCAUAAGUAACCGAAGGCAACUUCACCUCCUAUUUGAAAUGCAAAAUCAGAGGUUAAAGGUUUAAAGAGACAACAAAAUGAAUCCCCAAAAAGAAGAUAGAAACAAAAAUAAAAUCUGGCUGUGCAGGCAACUGUGUUUGAACUAGAAGACAAUCAGAUUCAACAAUAUUUUAGAAAAACAGAAGAGCCAGAACAUGGUUAGCAUAGAAGAUAAGACGACAACAGGAAACGAAAAUGUUGAAAGGCAAAAGAAAGGCUACAAAGGGGUGAGCUUUGCCAUAAAAUAGGUAGGUCAAGCAAAAUUGGGGUGAGUUGGCUACAAUAUGAAGGGGGUGAGUUGUGCCCUGUCCAUUGUGAUUUGGCCAACAAUAAGCUGUCAACGCAGAGACUAUUUGCAUCUUUACACAGAAAAAUGUGACACUACGAGAGCAAUAUCAGAACUAUUCGCUACUAUAUUGAUAACUAACCAUGUAGUUGGCAAAAUCCCUGAUCAAAUGAAUAGAAAGAAUGUUUUAGAAAAAUGUACAAGAUAUUGAUACCAGUUAGUGGUUAGAACACCUCAAUAAAAGAGGAACAUGGGACUAGUGAAAAAUAAAUAGAAACCACAAAGGAAACGCAUUAUUUCUAUGCCUUAAGAAUCUCCAACAAAAACAACAAAAUGAUGAAAAAUGCAUACAAACUGCAAACUAUUGAUUAAAGAGCACCUAUUUUGGUCAAUAGACUUUAAUAAAAUUCAUUGUGAAGGUCCAGCAUUCAUGUCAGAAUAACUUGGUAGCAGUUCCUACUAAAAAUUACAGGUAAUAGUUUGACCUUAAGACUAUCAGAAAAAAUAGUGCAUCCAAUAUUUGAUUGGGAUGUAAAGAGACCUACCUCCAGAUUGACUCUUGUUUUUCGCUGGUUAAUCAUAAU